GCACAGAGACCCUUCUCUGGAGGAGUCUCCAAGACAACUCUUCAGUCUCCACGCUAGCCCAGGAUGCUGCUUCUCCUUUCUUGGCUCCUUUCCUAUGGGAGUCCAGGGAGGGAGGGAGAUGUUGGACUGAGCUUGUGACUCUGGAAACAGCUGAGGCUGUGGGGGAGUGGGAAGGCUCAGGGCCUGGCUUUGCCUUCCACAAUUACCACAGCCUCACCCCUGCACUCUGAGAGAGUGGGGCCUUUGAGACCAAGCAGAGGUGGGAUGGCUGUGGAGUAAAGACACGGGGUGUUUCUUUUCUCUAUUCCUGGGCACCGGGAGGAGGAAUAUCAGGGAGUCACUGGAGUGGUGGCAGCAGUGGGAAGGUGAGACCGUGGAGCCUUCACUUGUGUUUCAGCGAAGAAGCCCAAAGCCUCUUCCUCCCUCCUGAAGAGUUGUCAGACGCCAUCCUUUCACCUCCGAGGUGCCCAGGAAAGAUGGCUCAAACCACGGUGAUGGUGAAUGGAGCUGAAGUGGCCUCCGCACUGCCCACGUCCCCUCAUGUCCACAUCCACAUCCACCACCACUCGGCUCUGGGGCAGCUGCUGAGAGCCAUGGGCUCCGUGAAGAAGUCUCUCUCCCGCCCUCAAGACGCGGGGCCCUCCAAGGCCAGCAUCCACCAUGGGCUGCUGGCUCUAGGGGUGACCCAGAUAUUGCUAGGGCUUGUGAGCUGUGUUCUCGGAGUGUGUAUCUACUUUGGUCCUGAGACUGAGCUGCAUACCUUUGGCUAUGCCUUCUGGUCAGGGUCUGUGGCAGUUGUAGCCGGAACUGGCACCAUUGUCAAUGAGAAGCGACGUGGAAAACUAACUGGCCACAUAUCCCGCCUGCUUAUCCUGGCUUGCACUGCUACAGCUGUGGCUGCGACGGUUCUGGGUGUGAACAGCUUAACCUGGCAAACAAGCGGUGCCUACCGUUACAAGAUCAGUUCCACAUGUGACUCCUUACAGACUAGCGGGGAGAGUGGGGAUGGGCUAGUAGUGCGAUUCACUGACGACACAAACUGGCGGACAGAGAGGUGCCGAGAGUACCUGCGCAUGAUGAUGAACUUGUUCCUAGCGUUGUGCAUCAUGCUCACGGUUGUCUGUAUCCUGAAGAUCGUUGUGUCUUUGGCUUCCCUGGGACUGAGUCUCCAAAGUAUGUGUGGCCAGAGCUCCCAGGCCCUGGAUAAGGAAGAGGCAGAGAAGAAGCUUCUUGGGGGGGAUUCAACACCUCCCUCCCCAACCAAGGCAAUUCCUGUUAUUCUGUGAGCUGCUACAAAAACCCUGCCUGAGCCCACGAGUGUCCAUGAGCAGAGGAACCCAGGGAGGGCAGUGCCUGUUCCCAGGGCCUCUUCUGCUGGCCCCACAGCACACAGCUACUUCUGUCCCAGUCUCUUUCUCUCCCUCUCUCCCCAUUGUCCUUACGCCAAUGUCCUUUGUUCCCUGAACAGAUAUUGUGUCAUUUUCCCAAUGCUAAUGAAGCAGAAACGACCAGAAAAAAAUAGCUUCUUGCAGAAA
Arvicola amphibius (Eurasian water vole) is the source of this 1535-nucleotide messenger RNA. RefSeq names its product transmembrane protein 176B (gene Tmem176b). The transcript has 8 exons. Gene Ontology annotation, biological process: negative regulation of dendritic cell differentiation. Gene Ontology annotation, cellular component: membrane. NCBI's taxonomy places the organism in Eukaryota, Metazoa, Chordata, Mammalia, Rodentia, Cricetidae. Bases 477 to 1286 code for a protein of 269 amino acids. The record is from RefSeq and is a predicted model, not a curated record.